GCCAUUGCUGAGGCUUGAUCCCUACGGGUAGGAAAACGCUUUUUCCCCCUGGGGGUAAAAACACAAUGGGUGAGGCCAUUAAGAUGCCAACCCAGUGCAGCUUGGGCCUGGUGCUGGUGGAGUUUGAAUAUGAAUACACGGGAAGAGACGGUCACCUGGUGUCCAUCAAACCAAAUGAACGUUACAUACUUCUGGCGAAAACGAAUGACCACUGGUGGCACGUGCGGAAAGACAUUCAUGCUAAGCCUUUCUACAUCCCUGCUAAGUAUGUGAAGGAGUUGCCAGCGGACUUUCCUUCGCCCCUGGACUUUUCGUCACCACCCAGCCCUGAACCAAGGCCUACUGUAAAUUUGUCCAAGGAGAACAAAUCAGAUGAAGUGACCAUCCGUCUUCGCUCAUCCAACAAUUACCACAAAACGGAAAACCGCAUGUCGACUUUUGGCGUCCCUUUAGACAUUCAUGAUUCUCCUCCGUUUAACUAUGGCGGCCGUAAUGAUUCUGUCAUGUCCCUUCACUCUCACUCUGCGGCCCCACCACCUUCAGAAGUUUCCCAGCAAAAGAAACGGCCCAGUCUGACUCACAACACUUUGUUCGGCCCACGUAGCGCACCAGCAGAGGAGGCAUCCAACAAAUCCCGUGCGCCCAGUUUCAGCCCGGCAGAUCCACUCCACAAGCCAACCCAGGCCAAACCCGUGGUGAUACCCACUGUCAAGGAUGUUAACAAGGCUAGUGGACCGCAAGGUAAACCAUCAGAACCACCAUUGCCCCUGGAACUACCGAAAGAACCAAAUGCCAGCCGAGAUCCAACACCAUCACCUGAGUCGGAAAAUAUUUAUGAAUCCAUAAUAGACCUGAACCUGGAUGAACCGUCACCGAAUGAGACAGCUUUGAAUUCAAAUCCUUCUCCGGUUACGGAACCUUCGUCUACUUCUCUCUCCUCUUCUCCCUCACAAUCAAAGCUUGAGAAUGCAAGUCCCAACACGGCAGUGUAUGCCAACGUGACAGACCUGAAGAAGACCACUCCACGUCCUCCUAUAUCCUCCACCACCUCCUCCUGCUCCUCCACUGGCACUUCCCUCAGUCCUCUUCCUUUAGACACUGAGGGAUGGGAGGUCCACACUGACCAGGACAGCGGUAAAGAGUUCUAUUUCCAACGGAGCACAGGACAGACCACCUGGACUGAUCCUCGAAGUCCACCUCCUUCAGCAGGCAUGGAGUCAAUGGCACCCAUCCAUCCAGAACCUUCUCCGGCUUCCACUCCGGACUCUGACUGGGAGCAGGUUUUGGACGAGACAAGUGGAAGGCACUACUACUACAACCCGACAUCAGGUCAGACGUCCUGGUCUGCACCAGAUCAGGCAACCUCUCCUAACUCUUCUCAUCCGGAGGAGAACCAGAACCAGAGCAAGAAGGAGGAGGAUGGGCCGCCUCCUCUCCCAGAGGAAGACUAUCCCAUGGAUGAUCUCGACCGGCACCCAAACUCCCCCAUCUUGCCCAAAGAUUUUCAGCUGCCGCCAAUCAAGACUGCCCUUAUCCCGAGGGCCAACUUGGACCCGGCUGUCCCAGUGGGCUGGACCCGCUCUCUUGAGCCAGAUGGAAAAACAAUAUUCACCAGUGAGCGCACGCACGAGCAGUGGAUCCAAUCUGUGGAUGAGAAGGGGAAACCAUACUACUAUCUUCGCGAUGGAUCCAAAUCUCAAUGGAACCUCCCAGAGGCCCCUGCCCAGCCCAGUCAGCCUCCUCUGGGGAAUGGUGUGGACCAGGACAAAGGAAUUGUCCUGAAGAACUGGAGGCACACCAUGAGCUCCUCACAGUUUAACGCCUCACAGGAAGACAUGAAGUUCCACCCAACCCACAGAAGAAAUGUGUCUGACUACACAAGUGACGUGUCCAGCUCAGGAAACUCUCCUGAAAUGCAUCAUCCUAUUGACCGAGUGAACCUAAAGAGGAACCUGUCCAAUCGCAGCUCAGAUUCACACCAUGGUGGGCUACUGGAAAAGGCUGGAAUUCUCAACAAAACCAAAGUGGCUGAGCAUGGCAAGAAACUGAGGAAAAACUGGACCCAGUCGUGGACUGUGCUUCACGGUGGAGUCCUAACGUUUCACAAAGAUCCCAAAUCUACACCUGCUGGGACAGCAAGCAAGACCAAUCAGAUUGUUCCAGAAUAUACUGUGGAACUGAGAGGUGCCACCAUCACUUGGGCCACUAAGGACAAGUCCAGCAAGAAACAUGUUUUAGAGCUGAAGACCCGGCAUGGGUCAGAGUAUCUGAUCCAGUAUGACACUGAAAGCAUCAUCAAUGACUGGUACAAGAUCAUAGUAGACACCAUCAAACAACUGGAUUUUGAUCAUUACUCAGAAGAGGAAGAAGAUGAAGUUUUGACGGACAAACAGCCGUUUGAGAGAGAAGACAAAGAUAAAAAGAGGAGCUCCACUAGACAAAGCGCGCCGGGAGCCACUGACUCAGAACAGGGUCGUGUUCGCACAAAACUGCGCAAGUUUCUCCAGCGGAGACCCACCUACCAGGCUGUCAAAGAGAAGGGCUACAUCAAAGAUAAUGUCUUUGGCUGUCAUCUGGAUGUUCUUUGUCAUCGAGAGAACACCACUGUGCCCAGAUUUGUGGAGAAGUGUAUCAAAGCUGUAGAGAAGAGAGGCCUGGAUAUCGAUGGUAUUUACAGGGUGAGCGGAAACCUUGCUGUGAUCCAGAAACUGCGUCAUAAAGCUGAUCAUGAGGAAAACUUGGAUCUGGAUGACGGACAGUGGGAGGAGAUCCACGUGAUUACGGGAGCGCUGAAGCUGUUUCUACGGGAGCUCCCGGAACCCCUUUUCCCCUACAGCUUCUUCGACAAGUUCAUCGCCGCCAUCCAAGUUAGUGAUUACAACCAAAGAGUAUCUUACAUGUUUGAUCUUGUGAGGUCCCUCCCCUUGCCGAACCACAACACCAUGGAAGUUCUCUUCAGACAUUUACGCAAGGUGAUCAGCCACGGCGAGUCAAACCGCAUGUCUGUCCAGAGCACGGCCAUUGUUUUCGGCCCCACGCUGCUUCGUCCUCAAGAGGAGUCGAACAACAUCGCCGUCUAUAUGGUCUUCCAGAACCAGAUUGUCGAGCUCAUUCUUAACGAGUUCGAGAAGAUCUUCCUGUCUAGAUCAGCCUAAGUCGGAGGACGUCAAGAUCACCCCUGACUUACCUGUUUUGGGUUUUUUUUGGGGGGGGAGGGGAGGGACCAGGGUGAUCCUCUUUCGCUACUCAGUGGAAUGCCAAGAAAUUGACUAUUGUAAAAGACUGUCUACUUACGAAUACAUGUGACAGAUAAAGACUGUCAUCAGGUUUGACCUGAGAGGUUUUAGAUUUGUUCGGCGUAAAAACGGCUCCUGAUCUCAUUCAUCCACGGCCCUAACACCACCGUGUUCAGUCCUCAAC
Molecule: messenger RNA, 3420 nt
Organism: Chanos chanos (milkfish)
Lineage: Eukaryota; Metazoa; Chordata; Actinopteri; Gonorynchiformes; Chanidae
Gene: arhgap27l
Product: Rho GTPase activating protein 27, like
Exons: 18
Coding region: 66-3155 (1029 amino acids)
Biological process (GO): signal transduction; regulation of GTPase activity
Cellular component (GO): cytoplasm
Molecular function (GO): protein binding
Source: RefSeq, a predicted model, not a curated record